Aspergillus brunneoviolaceus CBS 621.78 is the source of this 1619-nucleotide messenger RNA. Its product is annotated as threonine/serine dehydratase. The record is from RefSeq and is a predicted model, not a curated record. Gene Ontology annotation, molecular function: pyridoxal phosphate binding; serine racemase activity; threonine racemase activity. The transcript is spliced from 2 exons. NCBI's taxonomy places the organism in Eukaryota, Fungi, Ascomycota, Eurotiomycetes, Eurotiales, Aspergillaceae. Bases 109 to 1242 code for a protein of 377 amino acids. Gene Ontology annotation, biological process: pyruvate biosynthetic process; L-serine metabolic process; D-serine biosynthetic process.
CCAUUAUCUCCGGAGACUCGCUCAUUCCACCCGGCACCUCAACCCUCUUAUCUUAAAGGGUAGAUUGACUAGAGUCGUUCUUCAAGCCAAAUCUCACUGAAAAAUAUCAUGUCCGAUCCCAAAGUCUUAGUUCAAUCCCUUACUCCGUCCGCUGUGCAGGAUGCCUAUUCCCUUAUCCAGCCGUACGUGCACCGCACGCCUCUCCUCACCAACCAAACCCUCAACAACAUCGCUUCAACUCCACAAUCCCCGGAAGCUUUGAACGGGACCCCUUUCGAGGGACAAUCGCCCGCCAACCCCAAAAUUCGAUUCUUCUUCAAAUGUGAGAACUUUCAGCGGAUUGGCGCCUUCAAGGCCCGAGGCGCGUUCCACGCCUUGCUGCGGCUUAUCGAAGAGCGGGGUCAAGAGGAAGUACAAAAGCGCGGGGUGAUCACGCAUAGCUCAGGGAACCAUGCCCAAGCCCUUGCUCUCGCCGCCUCCACCCUCGAUGUCCCCGCCUACAUCAUUAUGCCCAGCAUCAGCACACCGUCGAAAAUCGCGGGAACGCGCUCCCAUGGCGCAGAGAUCAUCUUCAGUGGAUCGACGAGUGUGGAGCGGGAGGCUGUCGUCGAAGAAGUGCAAGCAAGGACGGGGGCAAUCCUAGUACCACCGUACGAUGAUUUCAACAUUAUCUGCGGGCAGGGAACAACGGCCCUAGAGAUGGAGAAGCAGUACAAAAAGCUUGUUACAGAGAAGCCGCAUCUGAGCGUCCACCAGGAACUUCCGGUGCUCGAUGCUGUGAUCACACCGGUCGGUGGCGGUGGUCUCAAUGCUGGUGUUGCAACCUUCUUCUCUGAUAAGACAACCAAGGUGUUUGGUGCCGAGCCUAGCUUCGAGGGUGCAGAUGACUGCCGGCGCGGUCUUGCGGCCGGGGAACGCGUUCCAGCAGUGUCGACCUUGACGAUUGCGGACGGACUGCGCACUCCUGUUGGCCUCUUGAAUUGGGAGGUGAUUGCAGAUAAGAACAAGGUGGCUGGUGCUUUUGCCGUGACAGAGGAGCAGAUCAAGGCCGCGAUGAGGUUGGUUUUGGAACGUAUGAAGGCUGUUGUUGAACCGAGUGCCGUCGUGGGGUUGGCGGUUUGUCUGUAUAAUGAGGAAUUCCGACGUCUCGUGGAGAAGGAAGCUCCCAACGGUUGGGAUGUGGGCAUUGUCUUCAGCGGAGGCAACACGACUGUUGAUGCAAUUGCCAAGCUGUAUGGCUGAGUGCUGUGCAUGUAUGAGAGCAGCCUCAUCUGCACAUUGCGUGGAUACCCACUUAGAGAAUUUACCCGAAUUGCACUCCAUCUCUACCCAUCCGAAAGAAAAACAUUCCUCCAUCUAGUGCCUCAACACCCUCGAGCCAUCUCCGCGGCCAGUCUUCACGUCCCCACAUAUUCACCCAUCCAGAGAAUCGGCCACGCAUGAGUAUCUCCUGCCGCUUGGCCGCAUUCUCUUCAGCCUCCUGCAAGCCCAUCGCAGCAGGAAAGGGCCGAACCGGAUCACGCUGGACAACCACUCGUAAUACAGGGAAAGUCCCCCACGGUGCUGGAAGAGCCGAUCGGAACGACGGCCUCCGAAAGGCAGGCGCAUCAGAAGGGUUA